Molecule: messenger RNA, 1278 nt
Organism: Nycticebus coucang (slow loris)
Lineage: Eukaryota; Metazoa; Chordata; Mammalia; Primates; Lorisidae
Gene: NGF
Product: nerve growth factor
Exons: 2
Coding region: 257-1126 (289 amino acids)
Biological process (GO): nerve development; neuron projection morphogenesis; regulation of neuron differentiation
Molecular function (GO): nerve growth factor receptor binding; growth factor activity
Source: RefSeq, a predicted model, not a curated record
CGAGAUCUCCAGGCACCUCCGAGGCUCCCGGGGGCUGAAGGGCGGUCCUAAAAGAACGUCCCAGGUGGGUGUGGGGGCGCGGGACCCUCGCGGGCCGGAGAGUCAGAGGGGGCAGCGCUCUCUCUGUUCUCGGAGUUCUUGGUACCGGGAUGGCCCCAAGUUCAGAAGGCAACGGUGCGCCUGCAGAAGCCUCGCCUCCAAGCCAGGGACUAGCUCGAAGGCUAGAAGGGGACAGCGCACAAGUGAGGGAGAGCGAAUGUGCGUAGGGAGGAUGCGCGGGCUGCGGGCCGGAGGAGCGGUGGCCAGCCCUGCGGGAGGCGGGUGCGCCCUCGCGCGACCUGAGGCUGUCUCCAGUCGGCGAAGUCCUACGCUGCCCCAGGUGCGCAGCGUAAUGUCCAUGUUGUUCUACGCUCUGAUUACAGCUUUUCUGAUCGGCAUACAGGCAGAGCCAUACUCGGAGAGCAAUGUCCCAGCAGGACACACCCUCCCGCAAGCCCACUGGACUAAGCUGCAGCACUCCCUGGACACAGCCCUCCGCAGAGCCCACAGCACGCCUGCGGGGGCGAUAGCAGCCCGGGUGGCAGGCCAGAGCCACAACAUCACCGUGGACCCCAAGCUUUUUAAGAAGCGGCGCCUACGUUCACCCCGCGUGCUGUUCAGCACACAGCCGCCGCCUGAAGCCUCAGACUCACCCGAAGUCCAGGACCUGGACUUGGAGGUCGGCGGUGCUGCCCCCUCCAACAGGACUCACAGGGGCAAGCGGUCAGCGCCCCACCCCGUCUUCCACAGGGGGGAGUUCUCGGUGUGCGACAGCGUCAGCGUGUGGGUUGGGGAUAAGACCAGCGCCACGGACAUCAAGGGCAAGGAGGUGAUGGUGCUGGGAGAGGUGAACAUCAACAACAGCGUAUUCAAACAGUACUUUUUUGAGACCAAGUGCCGAGACCCCAAUCCCGUUGACAGCGGGUGCCGGGGCAUCGACUCAAAGCAUUGGAACUCCUACUGCACCACCACUCACACCUUCGUCAAGGCGCUGACCAUGGACGGCAAGCAGGCAGCCUGGCGGUUCAUCCGGAUCGACACUGCCUGCGUGUGUGUGCUCAGCAGGAAGACGGCUAGAAGGGCCUGACCGCUGACCCGCGCGCCCCCCCACCUGCCCCGACACGCUCCUGGGCCCCUCCCUACCUCAACCUGUAAAUUAUUUUAAAUUAUAAGGACUGCAUGGUAAUUUAUAGUUUAUACAGUUUUAAAAAUUCAUUAUUUAUUAAAUUUUUGGAAGCA